Sinocyclocheilus grahami is the source of this 1150-nucleotide messenger RNA. RefSeq lists its product as uncharacterized. The record is from RefSeq and is a predicted model, not a curated record. The transcript has 5 exons. The coding region runs from base 231 to 1142 and encodes 303 amino acids. NCBI's taxonomy places the organism in Eukaryota, Metazoa, Chordata, Actinopteri, Cypriniformes, Cyprinidae. Gene Ontology annotation, biological process: regulation of non-canonical NF-kappaB signal transduction; inflammatory response; cellular response to lipopolysaccharide. Gene Ontology annotation, molecular function: cytokine activity.
AAGAACAACUUUUUUUCAAGUUCACACUUUUUAACAAAAUAAUUAUGUGUUAUUACCUCAUGCCUUUUAUAGGCAUCUAGGCUUAAUAAGUGAACGUUUGAAAUUACUGCUGAGUAUGUUUUGGUAAUGAUGCUAAGAGCCAGUUUUGUCCAACCUCUUCGAAUUACGUUUGUGUUUUCCCCACCAACACACCAUCAAUUUUUCCAGCCAAACCCCACGCUUUGGUGUAUAUGUCUAGUUACUUCCUCUUCCUCCCGCAUGAGGGCUUUGACAUUGAAAAAGCAGCGUUUCAAACGCAGGUUUCUCACAUCCUUUUUAUCAGCGCUGAGAUCAACAUGGAAGCAGAGACUGUACGUCAUCCGAGCACUGAAAAAGCUCAAUCGGAGGCCACCCAAUGCAAUAAAAAGAUGUUGAAAUGCAUGAGAUUCAGCCUGUCCAUGGAAGACACUGAGUUGGGUGCGCUUCAGGAACCAGAGCAUCCACAGCCAGAGCAGAAAGAGAAGGACAUGGAGGACAACUGUUUCGUGGAUGACGAUGUGCUUCGUUCCCUGGCAAACAUGAGCUUGAAUCUGAUGGUUGAUCAAGACUUUGAUGCUGACAACCCUUUCUGCAACGGUGAUUGGCAGCUUAAUGAAGGCAAGAUCGUGGCCGAGACAGCUGACAUUGCCUACAUUUCUGCACAAAUUUGGAAAGUAAUUAAAGAGCAAAACAAUUUGUUCCUGAAGACACUCAAAGGAUGCAAUUAUGUUGCAUCAAAACAGAACGAGAUAUGUUUGGAAAAAACCAUGUCAGCAAAAAUCACCAUCUUUCAUGGCACCUUCCUUGGCAUGGUCACCAGUGACAGAGACUCAGGUGUUCCUGUUGUGCUGAACUUCACAGGCACAGACAACUUCCUCUGCUGCACCGGCCAAGGAGAAGACAAGAUAUUAACAAUCAAAGCGUAUGACAGAACAAAUAUACACAUUUCUGCAGAUGACCCAGAAAAAUCAUCCCUUAUUUUCUACAUGGCUCAAAAGUGUGAUGGUCUCCGGUAUUUUGAGUCAGCGCUCCACAGAGGAUGGUUCAUUCACACUGUAAAUGAUGUUGUUGUGAAAAUGAAAAGAGGCAAUAAUACAUCCAGCAGUUGCUUUGUCUUAGAGUGAGACCACAG